Messenger RNA from Apis cerana (Asiatic honeybee), 3378 nucleotides. RefSeq names its product major royal jelly protein 5 (gene Mrjp5). Gene Ontology annotation, cellular component: extracellular region. NCBI's taxonomy places the organism in Eukaryota, Metazoa, Arthropoda, Insecta, Hymenoptera, Apidae. The record is from RefSeq and is a predicted model, not a curated record.
AGAGGAAUUGAGUUAGUUGAGUGGACAACAUAUUAAAUAUUGAUAGAAAAAUUAAUAUUUUUAAAAUCAUAAGCAAUUUUGUAUUAAUUUGGAUUAACAUUAAAAAUUGUUGUACAAUUCUUUUCUUCAAUUCUCAUAUUUCACAACUCUCUACAGAAAAAGUACUUCAACAAAAAAAAAAUUAUUUAUAAGUUAUAUAUAAUUAAUUUUUUAAGGCAUUUAUUGUAAUGUUUUUUCUUUACUUGACGAAUUUAAAUAAAAUUAUCUAUAGAUAAAAUUAAUAUAUUCAUGGAACAUCUUUAAAAAAUCAAUUCUAGGAAUUAAAAUAUGCACAAACGUUAACAUAAUCGAUGAAGAAAAUUUUUUUAAAAAAUAUGAAAUUUGGGAUUAUGUAAAAACAAUGGAACUUGCAGAAUUACAAAAUCAAAAGAACAAUUCACAAUAUGAAUAAAUAUGAUAAUAAUUUAUAUUUAAUUCAGAAUAUUUUACAAUUUAGAGGAGCAAUGAAUUAUGUAUUUUUGGGAUUUAAAAAAUGAUAGAUUUAUCAAAAUAAAAAUCAAUUAUUAACAAGAGAGAAUAUUAUUAUUAACCAUAAAUAUUCUUUAGUCUUUCUUUAUAUAUACAGUAUAUAUUUGUUAACAAUUUAGUCAUUAAAAAUUAAACUUCAUUUAAAUUUUUCAAUUUUCAAUUUUUUUUAAGAUGUGUAAAUUUUUCUAAAAUCAUGUAUAAAAAUUCAUAAGUUGAGAUUUAAUUAACACGUUUUUAUCGCCAUUUAUAAAAAAAUAUUUUAUAUAAUUAUAUUAAUUUUACACGAUGUGAUAAAAAUAUAGAAAAAAUUAGAAAUGUUAAUUAAUUUUGACAAAUAAGUUUUACGAAAAUUAUGAUUACAAUUAUAAGCGAUAAUGAUCUAAUAUAAUCAUAAAAAAUUUAAUAUAAUAAAUAUUUUUCAAAUUUCAGACAUAAACCUAAUAAUAGAAUACAUUAAUUACAUAUAAAUUAAUUUGCAAAGAGAAUCGUCAAAUAUUUAUAUAUAUUUAUAUUCCAUCUCUCAUAGACUAUAUCUAUUUAAACUUAUUUUUAAAUAAAUUAAAUAAAGAUUAUUUUACGUAAUAUUUUUCAAUUCUAUUUUUGAAAAAUUAUUUUUCAUUAGCAUUUGUCUCAGAAGCCAUUAUUUCGAUUAAUAGUUCUCUAAAAUUAUGCAUGAAACAGAAAUACAAAAAAAGAAAAACAGCUAUGUGACAGAACAGAUAAAUCAUGUAUAGUUUUUACUUAAAUUACUUCUUUAAGAAAUAUAAAUUAUAACCUGUCAAAUUCUAAUCCUUUAAAAAAUAUUCGCAACAAAAUAAACAAUAAAUUUGAAAAUUUAAAAUUACAAUUUACUUUGUGAAGUACACGUCAUUACCGACUAUAUAUUGACCGACCAUUAGUCAAAAUUCAACAAAUUCUGUAGUUCAUAUACACUCUGCGUUCUCUUGAAACUGUCGUUUGCAAAAUAUUUGCAUCCAAGAACAAUGACAAGUUGGUUGUUGCUGGUGGUGUGCCUUGGCAUAGCUUGUCAAGGUAUCACAGGCGCCACUGUUCGAGAAAAUUCUUCGAGAAAUUUGGCAAAUUCGAUGAACGUGAUUCACGAAUGGAAGUAUCUUGAUUAUGACUUCGGUAGCGACGAAAAAAGACAAGCUGCGAUUCAAUCUGGCGAAUAUGACCAUACGAAAAAUUAUCCCUUCGAUGUCGAUCGAUGGCAUGAUAUGACUUUUGUCACCGUACUAAGAUACAAAGGUGUACCUUCCUCUUUAAACGUGAUAUCUAAGAAAAUUGGCAACGGUGGACCUCUUCUGCAGCCAUAUCCUGAUUGGUCGUGGGCGAACUAUAAAGGUUGCUCUGGAAUCGUGAGCGCUUACAAAAUUGCGAUCGACAAGUUCGACAGAUUGUGGGUUCUGGACUCAGGUAUUAUCAAUAAUACUCAACCCAUGUGUUCACCAAAAUUGCAUGUCUUUGAUCUCAAUACCUCACAGCAGAUUAAGCAAGUUAUAAUGCCGCAUGAUAUUGCCAUAAAUGCCACUACAGGAAAAGGAGGACUAGAAAAUCUAGUUGUUCAAGCUAUGGAUCCUAUGAAUACUCUGGUGUAUAUGGCAGAUAACAAGGGUGAUGCUUUAAUUGUUUAUCAAAAUUCCGAUGAUUCCUUCCAUCGAUUGACUUCCAACACUUUCGAUUACGAUCCCAAAUAUAUCAAAAUGAUGGCCGCAGGAGAAAGUUUCACAUUGCAAGAUGGAAUUUUUGGAAUGGCACUCAGUCCCAUGACAAACAAUCUUUAUUACAGUCCUCUCGCUUCUCGCAGUUUGUAUUAUGUUAAUACGAAACCCUUCAUGAAAUCACAAUAUGGAACAAAUAACGUACAACAUGAAGGUGUCCAAGAUAUUUUCAAUACUCAAUCAAUUGCUAAAAUAAUGUCGAAAAAUGGCGUUCUCUUUUUCGGUCUCAUGAAUAAUUCAGCUAUUGGUUGUUGGAAUGAGCACCAACCACUUCAGAGACAAAAUAUGGAUAUGGUCGCUCAGAAUGAAGAGACACUUCAAACGGUCGUUGCUAUGAAAAUGAUGCAUCUCCCACAAUCCAACAGGAUGAAUAGGAUGCAUAAGAUGAAUAGUAUGAAUAGAAUGGAUAGGAUGGAUAGGAUGGAUAGGAUGGAUAGGAUGGAUAGGAUGGAUAGGAUGGAUAAGAUGGAUAGGAUGGAUAGGAUGGAUAGGAUGGAUAGGAUGGAUAGGAUGGAUAGAAUGGAUAGGAUGGAUAGGAUGGAUAUAAUGGAUAGGACGAAUAAAAUGGAUAGGAUGGAUAGGAUGGAUAUAAUGGAUAAGACGAAUAAAAUGGAUAGGAUGGAUAGUGUGAUUAGAAUAGAUAAAAUGGAUAGAAUGGAUAGAAUGGAUAGAAUAGAUAUAAUGAAUAGAAUGGAUAGAAUGGAUAGAAUGGACACAAGAAUAGAUACAAGAAUGGACAGAAUGGAUAGAAUGGAUAAAAUGGAUAAGAUAAAUAAGAUGCAUAGGAUGGGUAGGAUGGAUAGGAUGGAUAGAAUGAAUAGAAUGAAUAGACAAAUGAAUGAAUAUAUGAUGGCUUUAAGUAUGAAAUUACAGAAAUUUAUAAACAAUGAUUAUAAUUUCAACGAAGUAAAUUUCCGAAUUUUGGCUGCAAAUGUAAACGAUUUAAUAAUGAACACUCGUUGUGCAAAUUCUAACAAUCAGAAUGGUAAUCAAAAUAAGCAUAAUAAUUAAGGUAGUCGUUCUUUAUAUUAAAAUCUGUUAAUUAGUCUUUUCUCGACUAUAAACCAAAUAUUGUUUCAAAUUUCUUUAUAUUAUAAAUGAAUAAAAUAAAUAUCGUUUUUGCAUGAUA